Hippoglossus stenolepis (Pacific halibut) is the source of this 2367-nucleotide messenger RNA. It is a transcript of the gene prdm12b, whose product is annotated as PR domain containing 12b. Gene Ontology annotation, biological process: neurogenesis. The record is from RefSeq and is a predicted model, not a curated record. Gene Ontology annotation, molecular function: histone methyltransferase binding. NCBI's taxonomy places the organism in Eukaryota, Metazoa, Chordata, Actinopteri, Pleuronectiformes, Pleuronectidae. Gene Ontology annotation, cellular component: nucleus.
AUGACUUCAGAUGACAAGAAAACUUUUGGAGGCUUCUCCUCCUCCGUGUCCUCCUUGUCCUCCUUGUCCUCCGUGUCCUCCGUGUCCUCCUUGUCCUCCGUGUCCUCCGUGUCCUCCUUGUCCUCCGUGUCCUCCGGGUCCUCCGUGUCCUCCGGGCCCCUGAGCGCGGCCCCCGGCUCUGUGCGCCCCGCUAUGGGCUCCUCUGUGGCCCUGAAGCAGCCGCUGUGUCUGGCGGACAUCAUCACCUCGGACAUCCUGCACAGCUUCCUGUACGGCCGCUGGAGGCACGUGCUGGGCGACCACCACCAGCACGCGCAUCACCUGCAGCACGAGGAGCGCACCGCCCCGAGCGCGAGCCCCAAGACCGCGUUCACCGCCGAGGUGCUCGCGCAGUCCUUCUCCGGAGAGGUGCAGAAGUUGUCCAGCCUGGUUUUACCCAGUGAGGUGAUCAUCGCCCAGAGUUCAGUCCCAGGUGAAGGUCUGGGUAUUUUCUCUAAAACGUGGAUUAAAGCUGGAACAGAAAUGGGUCCAUUCACCGGACGUUUAAUUUCACCUGAACACGUCGACCUGUACAAGAACAACAACCUCAUGUGGGAGGUGUUUAACGAGGACGGGUCGGUCCGGUAUUUCAUCGACGCCAGUCAGGAGGACCAGAGGAGCUGGAUGACGUACAUCAAGUGUGCGAGGAACGAGCAGGAGCAGAACCUGGAGGUGGUUCAGAUCGGCAGCAGCAUCUUCUACAAGGCCGUGGAGACGAUCCCUCCGGACCAGGAGCUGCUCGUCUGGUACGGAAACUCCCACAACACCUUCCUGGGAAUCCCUGGAAUCCCCGGACUCGACGACGAGCAGAGCAAGAAGAGCAAGAACGAUGAGUUCCACACCUGUGAGGGCUCCUCCUCUCUCCUCCUCUCCUCCUCCUCCUCCUCCUCCUCCUCCUCCUCUGCUGUGGGCCGCAUGCGCUGCGUCAUCUGUCAUCGUGGCUUCAACUCCCGCAGCAACCUGCGCUCCCACAUGCGGAUCCACACUCUGGACAAACCCUUCGUGUGCCGCUUCUGUAACCGUCGCUUCAGCCAGUCGUCCACGCUGAGGAACCACGUCCGGCUCCACACCGGGGAGCGGCCCUACAAGUGCCACGUCUGCCAGUCGGCCUACUCCCAGCUGGCCGGCCUGAGGGCGCACCAGAAGAGCGCCCGGCACCGGCCCACCGGGGAGGCCGGGGCCCCGGGGGGGGCGGUGGGGGGGGGAGGGGGAGUACACUCACCUCCUCACCCUCCGCAGCUGAGCGCCAUAACUCACCCUGCAUCACUGGUCCAUCAUAUACCCACCAUGGUGCUGUGAUUACACACAUAUACACACAUAUAUACAAACACACACAUGUGAAGACUUGUGUUACAGUUGCAUGAUGAGUUCGUAUCUAAUGUAUCUAUGAGAUGAUGAUGUUGUGCUUUGGUUUGCAUGCUAACUCUGUUCCAGGUUGUAAUGUGUGUGUUGAACACAAGGAGGCGCUACAUUCUCUGAGGCUCCUUCAGAACAAUCAGAGUUUCUGAUCGAUGGUCCUGCUGGUCAGUUUUACACGUUUGUUCCUAAUGCUAACAGCUGUUAGCAGUCUGCGCACUAACUUAGCUCGGAUCAUACUUGCAGAGAGACGUAACAAAUGUAUUAUUUAAACAGAGGUGGCUCAGGAGGUAAAGUGGGUCGUCCACUUUUAGGAAGGUCGGUGGUUGGAUCUCCUCCAGUCACAACUCAACAACAGAGUUGGUCGACACUUACGAACUUUUUAGCACCAAAUCAUAUACAUGGAAGCUCAGACGUGAUGUGAACGCAACAUGAUACAAACUCAAAGUAGUUCAUGUUAGCUUGACUGAUUAGCAUUAGCAUUUACCAUGUUCAGUGAUCAUCUUAGUUGAUGAUAUCUUUAAGACUUGGGCUGCUUUCGUAGCAUUAUGCUAACAUAUUAGCAUCUCCACAGUGUUUCAAUGACUUCCUCUUUAACGAGCGUCACUUAGAUUCCACAGAGCCUGAAACUCAAUAUGUUUGAUGUUUAUUGUUAAUAUUGUAACAGGUUGAUAUGUGUCAGCUGACUCCUACGAGAAAAUAUUGGAAUCUACGUUUCUAAUUUCUGUAAAUGUUCCUCUUUGAUUUUUUAGUUGAUUUCUGUAUAAAUAUGUUGUUAAAUAAUCAAACUGAGAAUAGAACUGAAGACGUAAUGUGAUGUAAAUAAUAAACAUGAGAUGUGCUUUAUGCCCAGAAUUUAAUUCAACUGUCACUUUAUCUCUGUAUAUGUAUAUGUACAAGGUCAUAUAUGACACGUGUAUCAGUAUAUGAAGUAUACUAUGUUAACUUCUAUAAAGAACAAUGUAUUUGAGC